CAUCUUUUGCGAUUAAGGUUGGAAAUAACAUUCCUAAAAUUUUAAAUUGGAAGAUGACCAAUUUGCAGCGUAACUCACGCUUGAAAACAAUUUGGAAAGAAGUUUUCGGAAAAAAUAAGAUUACUUGUGUUCCUUUGGCUCCUGUGGAUGAUAAUAGAAGUACAACCAUUGAGCAAAUUGGAUUAAAUCACGACUCUUCUAGUCCAAGAAUGAAUGAUAGAAGGACAAAUUUGCAAAAAGAGAUUGAAGUAAAUCAUCAUUCUUCUAGUCUAAAAAUGAAUAAAGAUGAACACACCAUUUUGUUAAAGGAUUUAAUGAAAGAGAGUGCUUCUCUUAAAGCAUUAAAUGUUGAGAUUAGAGAAGAAAAUGUCGAAAUUAAGAAAGAAAAUGCUGAAAUCAGAGAAAAAAUUACUGAAAUAACAAACGAGAAUUGUGGAUUAAAAGAUGAAAUAGCUGCCGUGAGAAAACAAGUUGAUGUGUUCAUGCAAUAUUUUACAGAUCUUCUCGAGUUGAAGACAAGUUUCAAAAAUAUUGAGAAACUUGUAUUAUGGUUAGCGGAGAAUGGUGGUGCAGAGAAGAGAACUUGUGGAGAAAAAGAGAAUGCUAAAGAAAGCAGCGAAGAUCUUGUCUUUUUGAAUGAAAGUAAAAACACUUUUUCCCGAAGGAAUUUUCACGAGUGCACAAAUGAAUUGAAAUCUAGUAAUACUGUUUUUAGCGGUCCAGAUUGUCAUCCUAAUGUUGCAGAGAUUUUACAGGAUUCUAAUGUAAAAAUUCAUCAAAUGAAAGAAGGACAACAAGACAAGGAAGCAAAUGAGGGAUCUAGAAGCAUGGAUCAUGUCAAUGAUGAAGAUAAAGAAGUUGUAGAGGCAAACAAAAGUGGAAAAGCAAUAAUUGAGAGCGAUGAUGAUAUUCCAACCUUCAAUCUUUUAUCUCAAUCAUUUUCGGAAAAUGAAAAUGAGCCGUUGUGUGAAACAUUGAAGGUGUUACGUAGUAAAAGAAAGAGGAAGACAACCUUAAGCCGCUAUCUUAUUUCUCCAUUUGAGCCAUUGAAUAAACCAAAGGGCGCAAGAUAACGUGAUCACUAAAGACUCAACAUUCAACAAGUAUCAAUUUUUUGAUACUUCAUAUGUGUUUUUUCUAGUUAUUCUAAAACAAAAGUACAACUUCUUAGUUUUAACCCAUUUUAUAGUUUCUUAAUAUUAGUUUCCUUUUUUUGUUAUAUACUUAAGGAAUGCUUUUGGAAUAGGUACUUGAUUGAAUGACAUUCAAGGUUUACUAAAACCAAUUGAGUAAUACAAGAUAGCAAUUUUGCAAAAAAUUAUUAA
Molecule: messenger RNA, 1325 nt
Organism: Cannabis sativa
Lineage: Eukaryota; Viridiplantae; Streptophyta; Magnoliopsida; Rosales; Cannabaceae
Exons: 4
Coding region: 54-1073 (339 amino acids)
Source: RefSeq, a predicted model, not a curated record